AUGGCAUCCCUAGACUUCUUCCUCGGCUCACUUCUCUUCCUCGUCCCGCUUCUCCACCUCCUGGUCUCCCCUCAUACAAAGGUCGAGGAGUCCUUCAACAUGCAAGCUACUCACGACAUCCUCGUCUACGGAACGCCCCUCUCGUCACCAGGGGACCGCUUCGCCAGCACCUAUGACCACUUCACUUUCCCCGGCGUUGUACCGCGCACCUUCCUUGGCGCCGUCAUGCUCUCCGGAAUUUCACAGCCGUUCACUUGGCUCGCCGGCUUCGAACAUGCCCAGUUCAUCGUUAGAGCCAUUCUAGGCUCCUUCAACGCCCUGUGCCUGCUGGUAUUCCGGAGCGGCUUGGCAAAUUCGUAUGGCAGGGGCGUGGCCAACCUGUGGGCCGUCAUGAUUGUCACCCAGUUCCAUGUUGUGUACUACGCCACGAGGACGCUGCCCAACAUGUUCGCGUUUGGCUUGAGCACUUUGGCGUUCGCCUUUCUCCUCCCCAGGAGUGACCCACGGCAGGGGCGCGUGCGCCUCAAGCAGGCCAUAGGCCUUCUCGUCUUCGCUACCGCCAUUUUCCGCUCCGAACUCGCAAUCUUCCUGGCUGUCCUCGGCCUCGAGUUCCUUGUCUCCAAACGCAUGACGCUGCGGGAACUCGUCACUACAUUCUUGGGCUCCUUCGUCGCCGCCCUCGCCAUGUCCAUACCCGUGGACUCGUACUUCUGGCAGAAGCCUGUCUGGCCGGAACUCUGGGGCUUUUACUACAACGCCAUCCUCGGAUCCUCAUCCGACUGGGGUGUCUCGCCGUGGCAUUACUACUUUACCUCUGCCCUGCCCCGCCUCCUACUCAGCGUAUCGUCUAUCCCGCUCAUCAUGCUCGCUCUGUGGCUGCCAGGCACUUCUCGUCAGGCCAGGCCGCUGGUUCUCCCAAGCCUCCUGUACAUCGCAAUAUACUCCUUCCAGCCGCACAAGGAGGCACGCUUCAUCUUUUACGUCAUCCCGCCCCUGACCGGCGCUGCCGCGCUCGGCGCAAAUUACAUCUUUGCUCGCGAGUCGAAAUCAUCCUUCUACACCUUUGGCAAGUUGUGCAUUACCCUUUCCAUCAUGGCCUCUGCCGCCGGCAGCGUCGCUAUGCUGCUCUUUUCCUCGCUCAGCUAUCCUGGUGGCGAUGCCGUCGCCCAGCUUUUUGCCAUCGCUAAUGCCGACCCCACCGCGUUUGUCCAUGCCGACGUCCUGACCUGCAUGACUGGCCUCACGCGCUUCGGUCAGAACCCCAUUGGCUUGCCAUUAACCCAAGGCGCCCGUGAAUCCUCUCCGGAGAUUGCCGCGGCUGCUGGGCCGGUCCUUCUAUUUGACAAGACUGAGGACAGACCGAAGCUAGGAAGGUCCAGCUUUUGGAACACGAUGGACUACGCGCUAAUGGAGGACUCGAUGCUACCCCUGGGCAAUUGGAGGACCAUCGGUGUUAUCCAGGCCUUCUCGGGUAUUCAAGUCCUCAAACCCGGCGUUGACGACCCGGAAGUUGCAGAGGAAGGACAGCGAGCACCGCCCAAAGUCCUCGGCCUGGGCGCCACAGUCGCCACGAUACGAACCACGGUGAGGAGGUUCACGGGCGGCUGGUGGAUUGGGCCCCGAAUGUCGCCACGUAUUCACAUUAUGAAACGCGUCCAGGAGGUACGAUACGCAACUUCGUAG
This is a messenger RNA of Drechmeria coniospora, 1683 nucleotides long. RefSeq lists its product as uncharacterized. The record is from RefSeq and is a predicted model, not a curated record. Gene Ontology annotation, biological process: protein N-linked glycosylation. Gene Ontology annotation, cellular component: endoplasmic reticulum membrane. Bases 1 to 1683 code for a protein of 560 amino acids. The transcript is spliced from 3 exons. NCBI's taxonomy places the organism in Eukaryota, Fungi, Ascomycota, Sordariomycetes, Hypocreales, Ophiocordycipitaceae. Gene Ontology annotation, molecular function: alpha-1,6-mannosyltransferase activity.